UGCAACACAGCAACACACGAGAGGCGCUAUUAGUAAACAGAUUCCAUCCAAUUCCAUCUGAUUCCACCUAAAACGCCGGCACUCGGCACUUUCGGCAGGUUUUAUUGUUAAUUCUCAGGCUUCUGUCUGACGUUGCGGCACGUGUGCGACAGUGUCAUGUUGUCAUUUUAAUCGUUUAACGCCAAGUUUGGAAAAUGCCAAAACGUGCCUGUCCCUUCGAAAGCGACCUGUUGCCGCAGUUGAAAGUGCACGUGGGAGAGAAACAGAUGAAUAACGGCGUAUCCAGCGACCAGCGGAUGAGGGAUGUCUACGAUAGGACCCUGAGUUUGCUCAAGGCAGGCGCGAAGGCACUCGCCCAUAAGUUUAACACGUCCGCACAAAUGGAUUCUACAGAUCUACCUUCCACUCAACGUCCGUCACCUUGUAAAUUCAGAUCUACGUCCAAUCUGAAGCAGAUGCUGUUGACCGAUAAAUUGCAGCUGAAAACUAGCGACAAACUUGUCAAUGAUGUCCAGAUAGACCUUUGCGGAUGUGGCCGAUUGAUAGAUCGAUCUACAAUGAGCGCGUGUUACUAUUGCGAUCAGGCGCUGUGUCUCACCUGUCAGGCUGUGUGCGCCAAAUGCACAGAAUUGUUCUGUCAGAACUGCUCUGUACCUGUAUAUAACUGCGACGAGCAAAUUAUGUGUCUUAAUUGCUAUCGAUAGCUGUCAAAGAAGUAUUUUUAUGCAAAGGUUCCUUUUAUAGGAAAAUUGAUAUUUAUAAUUUUACUACUGUUCUACUGUUCUAUCGUGAUUUUAUGUACAUGUAAAUUAUAUAUCGUUGUUAUCGAGAAUAUUAAAAACCUGGAGAAUCUUAGUAAUCAUAAAUUAUCUUAUAUAAACAAUAUUAUGAUAUAGAA
Messenger RNA from Temnothorax curvispinosus, 898 nucleotides. RefSeq names its product apoptosis regulatory protein Siva-like. The transcript has 4 exons. Gene Ontology annotation, molecular function: CD27 receptor binding. The coding region runs from base 195 to 704 and encodes 169 amino acids. Lineage: Eukaryota; Metazoa; Arthropoda; Insecta; Hymenoptera; Formicidae. The record is from RefSeq and is a predicted model, not a curated record. Gene Ontology annotation, biological process: extrinsic apoptotic signaling pathway.